CAACACCAAGGAUAUUUUAUUUUGUAUUUCAUAUAUUUAUCUCGGAUGAGUUUAAACAUCCAUUUUGAAAAGUGAUCGGGGUACCAAAUCAUAUAUUGUUGGGGAAUUCAAACCGCGUUGAAUCAGUUCGGUUUUGAGAUUUUGAAACUUCAACGUAAUCAAUGUGUAGGCCUAGUGUUUGUGAUUAAACAUGGCGUGGAUUGUGUCAUAUUUUCAUAUAUUUUCACGUGUUUAUGUGUUUUGUAUUUUGAUAUCAUCAACGAGUUCACAAUGUCUGUCGACUAGAGGUUGUUAUCCUGGUACCGUCGAAUUCCUGAAAGAGGUAGCGAAUCUAAAAAUUACUUUGGAUGUGAAUUCGAAUUGUGUUGUCGGGGAUUCGUAUGAAGGUCUCGGUGUAACAGAUAAUAAUACACAAUUUGCUUGUUCUGUGGAUGCUGACAAGGCCAAGAUGAGAGACAAAGAGACGACUAUUAUUCCUGGUACCGGUACUAGCCCUGAUCUGACAAUUACCAAUCCAAAUUAUCAAACGUACUGGCAGUCGGACAAGACUGUAUCUGCUAAUUUAGCGACUGCCACCACUGUGCAGAUAACGGCGAAACUGGGCAAUAGAUUUACUAUUAAACACACCCGGUUGUAUUUUAAAUCUAUUGGCGCACCUUUUAACAUAAAGGUUGAUUCUCGACCCAAGGCCAUGUUUAUAGAGAGACUGGACAAUGACAACGUUACGUGGAAACCAUGGAGAUAUUAUGCCGACAACUGUGCGGAUUUUCCUGAUGUAAUAGUACAACCAAAGAAUGGCCCUAGCAGGAAUGCCACCACACCAUUCUGCACCGAAGACAAAGAGAUAUUUGGUGGAUUUGCUUCUGGAGGUCAUAAUGAUACCUAUUUUGUGGCAUUUAACCCAGCAGCGGAUUACGGGGAAGAAUUUACUGAUAAUAAAGCUGUUGUUGAUUAUUAUAUUACGAGUGGAGUGAGAAUAAACCUGGUUAUACCACGAUAUGAGACACCACUACAGUCUUACUACGCCGUGUCGGAUUUUCAAAUAGACGGCCAUUGUUAUUGUUACGGACAUGGUUCAAAGUGCACAGGUGGCAAUUUGGCUGAAUGUGAAUGCGGACAUAAUACAAUGGGGACACACUGUGAGACUUGUCUACCUCUAUACAACAAUAGAACAUGGCAGAUAGGCAAACAUGACAAAGCUAAUGAAUGUCAGAAGUGUGCAUGUAAUGAGCACGCUACAAGCUGUAGAUAUGAUGAUACAUUAGGCUAUGGUGUAUGUGAGGGAUGUGCUCAUAAUACCAGGGGGGAAUUCUGUGAUCAGUGCAAUCCAGGUUAUACUAUGAAUCCCUAUUUCUCUCGGGAUACCACCAACGAAACGACACCAUUACCAAAACCCAUCGGAACGUGUGAAGCUCUGGUGGGAACGACGUUAACAAAAUAA
Patella vulgata (common limpet) is the source of this 1441-nucleotide messenger RNA. Its product is annotated as laminin subunit beta-1-like. Bases 191 to 1441 code for a protein of 416 amino acids. The transcript is spliced from 6 exons. Lineage: Eukaryota; Metazoa; Mollusca; Gastropoda; Patellidae. The record is from RefSeq and is a predicted model, not a curated record.